AUGGAAAACAUGCAGUUGCCUUUUCCAGAAUUGAGGCGCAUAACAGUGAAACGCUGCGACAAGUUGAAAUGCCUUCUAAAGAACGUUGUAGUUGGAAUGCUUCCACAACUACAACUCAUUGAGGUAUCAGAGGCUGCACGAACGGAGGAGCUCUUUUCACAUAGCAGUGAUGAAGCCAGUGCCAGUACGCAAGAACUUGUGCUUCCAAAUCUAGAAAUAUUGAGACUUUCAAGAUUGCCUAGCCUCACUCACUUCUGCAAAGGACUCAAGCUAAAUGCUCCACAACUCAAACAAGUCCAAAUAAAUGAAUGUCCAAAAUUGGACUUCUCCUCCCAGCAAGCCGCUACCACCCAAAGCACAGAUACAGAUGAGUCAUGUGACGGAGAGCAAUAAAGGAAAAUAGCAGAUGGAAGCUAGCAGCGGAAAGCAUUAUAUUAUGCGUAUGCAGAUGCAUGUUCUUAACUAGUUAGAGAGUUGUGCUUGGACGGUAAGACCUUGUGAUUUGAAAAUCAAAAGUAUUGAGGCCUUUAAUAAAGCGUAUAUGGCAAAAGUGGGGAAUUUGCCAGUGCUGUGAUUCAUAAAUAUGAAUGUGUUUUGUAUUGUAUUGAGAGUAAUACAAGAUGGAUGGUAUUGAUUUUGGGAUAUUUCAUGGGGAUGAGACCCUAAACCUUAUUGUGGUUGAUCAUAUGUGAAUCCCCCUCA
Molecule: messenger RNA, 702 nt
Organism: Neltuma alba
Lineage: Eukaryota; Viridiplantae; Streptophyta; Magnoliopsida; Fabales; Fabaceae
Exons: 2
Coding region: 1-393 (130 amino acids)
Source: RefSeq, a predicted model, not a curated record